AUGAAAGUUGGGUCUUCAGCAUGUUCAAUCGAUUCUAAAUUGGAUGCGAUUAUUAAAAGAAAACUGUUAAUCGAGGGUGAAAGUGGAAUUGAUGAUAAACGUUUCGCAUUGCUCCUCAAGGAUUAUUUGCAUUGGGUUGGGUCUGAAAAUGUGGCGGAUUUAAGUGAUAAUGUUUAUCAGUCAAUACUCGAAAAAAUUUUCCAAUGUGAGAAUUCCAUGGAUCAAGCCUACCUUAUUCAAAGGAUGAAUUUAGAACAAUCAAAUCGUUAUACAAACCUCCUCGAGGAUAUUGAUAAAUCAAUCGAAAAGGCACAAGUUGAUAUAAUGGAGGAAAGGAAACGUCUUAAGGAAGCGAGAGUUAUUAGAAAAAAUCGGCAAGAAUAUCACAAUCUUGCUAAGGUGGUUAAAGAAUAUCCAGGGAGACAAAAAACGCUAAAGUUAGUUUGUAAUUUAUCGUUUUUUCUCAGUGAUGAUUCUCAUAUUAUAUGCUUCUUUUCAUUUCGUAGAAAGCUUGAGAAAAUGAAAGUUGAGCUGAAUAAUCUGAGGAAUAUUGAUAGGAUGUACGACGAAAAAAUCAACCUUCGGAAAAAACAAUUUCAUCUUUUUCUCGUUGCUGCCAGAGAUCUGCAAAAAACAAUUGAACAAGACACACCGAUUCCUACUGAAUCCGUUGAACAAAAAGACACUAAUCCUGGAAGUCCAAUGGAUACUUCCUAA
This is a messenger RNA of Rodentolepis nana, 717 nucleotides long. The record is from the annotation of a GenBank genome assembly. NCBI's taxonomy places the organism in Eukaryota, Metazoa, Platyhelminthes, Cestoda, Cyclophyllidea, Hymenolepididae.